This is a messenger RNA of Gorilla gorilla gorilla (western lowland gorilla), 8911 nucleotides long. RefSeq names its product ras responsive element binding protein 1 (gene RREB1). Bases 705 to 5924 code for a protein of 1739 amino acids. Gene Ontology annotation, molecular function: RNA polymerase II cis-regulatory region sequence-specific DNA binding; DNA-binding transcription activator activity, RNA polymerase II-specific. The transcript is spliced from 14 exons. The record is from RefSeq and is a predicted model, not a curated record. Gene Ontology annotation, biological process: regulation of transcription by RNA polymerase II. NCBI's taxonomy places the organism in Eukaryota, Metazoa, Chordata, Mammalia, Primates, Hominidae. Gene Ontology annotation, cellular component: nucleus.
CGAGCGUGCGGGCGAGGAAGCUGGGCGGGGGGCCGAGACGGGGGCCGGGACGACGGCUGGGGCGCCGGGGUCGCCAGCUCCUCGCCCACCUCCCUCCCUGUGGGAGAAGAGGAGGAGGGGAAGUGACUGCGGAGUUGAUGAACUUUGCACAUCCAGAAACGCCAUUUUGAUUCCUUUUCCGGAACAAGUUUGCAUCUCUCCUCGGUCUCUCCCUGAAGCCCACCGGUCCCCAACGCAUCAUGCCUGGGAGCCAAGCGUCCUGCCCGGCCUACCUAAAGAGAUGGAAUGUGACACACCCAGAGAAUGAGGCACUGGAGGGGCCUAUGAACUUGAGAAGGCCAGGAGCAGCAGGGUCCCUUCAUCCCAGUGCUUAGCUUUGCCAGUGCUAAGUGGGAAGCAGAAGUCACUGAGCUCCUUAGCAAGUUGCUCCAACUGUGUGUUCCAGGAGUGGUGGCUCUGAGGUGUGACCCUGCCCACGUUUGGGCCCAGCCAGGUUCAGCCCCCCAAUAAGGAGGGCAGCUUGAUAACACAGAAAACAGUGUCAACGAGUACUACCAAGAGAAGAAGACAAGAGGUCAACACAGACUCAUUUUCUACUCCGUGUGAAUGAUAGCUACAGCAGGGGAAAGUUUCAUAGUCUGUCAGUGGGUCAGAAAAUGGAGUUUUAUAGCAGAGGCUUCUUAGAAGCUUAAACCCCUGCCCCAAUGACGUCAAGUUCGCCCGUUGGCUUGGAAGGUUCAGACCUAUCUUCCAUCAACACCAUGAUGUCGGCGGUCAUGAGUGUAGGGAAGGUCACAGAGAAUGGCGGGAGCCCCCAGGGGAUCAAGUCCCCCUCGAAGCCUCCAGGACCAAAUCGGAUUGGCAGAAGGAACCAGGAAACGAAAGAGGAGAAGUCUUCCUAUAACUGCCCCCUGUGUGAGAAGAUUUGCACUACCCAGCACCAGCUGACCAUGCACAUUCGCCAGCACAACACAGACACUGGAGGAGCCGACCACUCAUGCAGCAUCUGCGGAAAGUCACUGAGCUCGGCCAGCUCCCUCGAUCGCCACAUGCUGGUGCACUCUGGCGAGAGGCCUUACAAGUGCACUGUGUGUGGCCAGUCAUUUACCACCAAUGGGAACAUGCACAGACAUAUGAAGAUCCAUGAGAAGGACCCUAACAGUGCCACAGCCACAGCCCCUCCAUCUCCUCUGAAACGUAGGCGAUUGUCCUCCAAGAGGAAACUGAGUCACGAUGCCGAGUCAGAGAGAGAAGACCCAGCACCAGCUAAAAAGAUGGUAGAAGACGGGCAGUCAGGUGACUUGGAGAAGAAAGCUGAUGAAGUCUUUCACUGCCCAGUAUGUUUCAAGGAGUUUGUUUGCAAGUAUGGACUGGAGACCCACAUGGAGACCCAUUCAGAUAACCCACUAAGAUGUGACAUUUGUUGUGUCACCUUUCGAACACAUCGAGGACUGCUGCGUCACAACGCGCUUGUCCACAAACAACUUCCCAGGGAUGCAAUGGGCAGACCUUUCAUACAGAACAACCCUUCGAUUCCUGCUGGCUUCCACGACUUAGGAUUCACGGACUUCUCCUGUAGGAAGUUUCCUCGCAUUUCUCAGGCCUGGUGCGAAACAAACCUGCGGAGGUGCAUCAGCGAGCAACACCGUUUUGUCUGCGACACCUGUGACAAGGCGUUCCCCAUGCUCUGCUCACUGGCUCUGCACAAGCAGACCCACGUGGCGGCAGACCAGGGUCAAGAAAAGCCGCAGGCCACGCCCCUGCCUGGUGACGCCCUGGACCAGAAGGGCUUCCUGGCCUUGCUUGGCCUGCAGCACACCAAAGACGUCAGGCCUGCCCCCGCCGAGGAGCCCCUGCCGGAUGACAACCAGGCAAUUCAGCUCCAGACACUCAAGUGUCAGCUACCUCAGGACCCCGGCUGCACCAACCUGCUGAGCCUGUCACCUUUCGAAGCUGCUUCCCUAGGCGGUUCUCUCACAGUUCUCCCCGCAACCAAGGACAGCAUAAAGCACCUGUCCCUGCAGCCCUUCCAGAAGGGCUUCAUCAUCCAGCCUGACAGCAGCAUUGUGGUCAAGCCCAUCUCUGGCGAGUCGGCCAUCGAGCUGGCAGACAUCCAGCAGAUUCUGAAGAUGGCGGCCUCGGCUCCCCCUCAGAUCAGUCUUCCGCCCUUCUCCAAGGCCCCCGCCGCCCCACUGCAGGCGAUCUUCAAGCACAUGCCCCCUCUGAAGCCAAAGCCCCUGGUCACACCACGGACGGUGGUGGCCACCUCCACGCCCCCGCCUCUCAUCAACGCCCAGCAGGCUUCCCCGGGCUGUAUCAGCCCCAGCCUGCCGCCACCACCCCUGAAGCUCCUCAAAGGCUCAGUGGAGGCGGCCUCCAAUGCCCACCUGCUGCAGUCCAAGUCCGGGACCCAGCCCAACGCGGCCACGCGGCUCUCCCUGCAGCAGCCGCGGGCGGAGCUGCCGGGCCAGCCUGAGAUGAAGACGCAGCUGGAGCAGGACAGCAUCAUCGAGGCCCUGCUGCCGCUGAGCAUGGAGGCCAAGAUCAAGCAGGAGAUCACAGAGGGGGAUCUCAAGGCCUUCAUGACAGCGCCCAGCGGCAAGAAGACGCCCGCCAUGCGCAAAGUGCUCUACCCUUGCCGCUUCUGCAACCAGGUGUUUGCCUUCUCGGGGGUCUUGCGUGCCCACGUGCGCUCCCACCUGGGCAUCUCGCCAUACCAGUGCAACAUCUGCGACUACAUCGCCGCCGACAAGGCCGCGCUCAUCCGCCACCUGCGCACGCACAGUGGGGAGCGGCCCUACAUUUGCAAGAUCUGCCACUACCCCUUCACUGUCAAAGCCAACUGCGAGCGGCACCUGCGCAAGAAGCACCUCAAGGCCACCCGCAAGGAUAUCGAGAAGAACAUCGAGUAUGUGAGUAGCAGCGCGGCCGAGCUGGUGGACGCCUUCUGCGCCCCGGACACCGUGUGCCGGCUGUGCGGCGAGGACCUCAAGCACUAUCGUGCCCUGCGCAUCCACAUGCGCACGCACUGCGGCCGCGGCCUUGGCGGGGGCCAUAAGGGCCGCAAGCCCUUCGAGUGCAAGGAGUGCAGCGCCGCGUUCGCGGCCAAGCGCAACUGCAUCCACCACAUCCUCAAGCAGCACCUGCACGUGCCCGAGCAGGACAUCGAGAGCUACGUGCUGGCCGCCGACGGCCUGGGCCCCGCAGAGGCGCCGGCCGCUGAGGCGUCGGGGCGCGGGGAGGACAGUGGCUGCGCUGCCCUUGGUGACUGCAAGCCCCUCACUGCCUUCCUGGAACCCCAGAACGGCUUUCUUCACAGGGGCCCCACCCAGCCUCCACCUCCCCAUGUCUCGAUCAAGUUGGAGCCCGCCAGUAGCUUUGCGGUGGACUUCAAUGAGCCCCUGGACUUCUCUCAGAAGGGCUUGGCACUGGUCCAAGUGAAGCAGGAAAACAUCUCCUUUCUGAGCCCUUCUUCCCUGGCCCCCUAUGACUGCUCCAUGGAGCCCAUUGACCUGUCCAUCCCCAAGAACUUCAGGAAAGGGGACAAGGAUUUGGCCACUCCCAGCGAAGCCAAGAAGCCUGAGGAGGAGGCGGGGAGCAGCGAGCAGCCCUCUCCCUGCCCGGCACCCGGCCCUUCUCUUCCAGUAACUUUGGGGCCGAGUGGAAUCCUGGAAAGCCCCAUGGCCCCUGCGCCGGCGGCCACCCCGGAACCCCCAGCACAGCCCCUGCAGGGCCCUGUUCAGCUGGCGGUCCCAAUCUACUCCUCAGCCCUGGUCAGCAGCCCUCCACUCGUGGGCAGCUCAGCCCUCCUGAGUGGCACAGCCUUGCUGCGUCCACUGCGGCCCAAGCCCCCCCUGCUUUUGCCAAAGCCCCCCGUGACAGAAGAGCUGCCCCCGCUGGCCUCCAUUGCCCAGAUCAUCUCAUCUGUAUCCUCGGCCCCCACCCUGCUGAAAACCAAGGUGGCGGACCCAGGGCCCUCAAGCACUGGCGGUAACACCACGGCUUCAGACAGCUUAGGAGGUUCUGUCCCCAAAGCCGCCACCCCCGCUGCCACCACCAGCCCAAAAGAGUCUAGUGAGCCUCCCGCUCCAGCCAGCAGCCCAGAGGCUGCCUCUCCCACCGAGCAGGGCCCAGCGGGCACGUCGAAGAAGAGGGGCCGGAAAAGGGGGAUGAGGAGCCGACCCCGCGCCAACAGCGGCGGGGUGGACCUGGACUCCAGCGGGGAGUUUGCCAGCAUCGAGAAGAUGCUGGCCACCACAGACACCAACAAAUUCAGUCCGUUUCUGCAGACAGCGGAGGACAACACUCAGGAUGAGGUGGCCGGAGCCCCUGCCGACCACCAUGGGCCCAGUGAUGAAGAGCAGGGCAGUCCCCCAGAAGACAAGCUGCUGAGGGCCAAGCGGAACUCGUACACCAACUGCCUGCAGAAGAUCACCUGUCCCCACUGUCCCCGGGUUUUCCCUUGGGCCAGCUCCCUACAGAGGCACAUGCUCACACACACUGGUCAGAAACCCUUCCCUUGUCAAAAAUGCGAUGCCUUCUUUUCUACCAAAUCUAACUGUGAACGCCACCAGUUGCGCAAACACGGAGUUACCACCUGUUCCCUGAGAAGAAACGGGCUUAUCCCCCAGUCCAAAGAGAGUGAUGUUGGAUCCCAUGAUAGCACAGACAGUCAGUCGGAUGCGGAGACUGCAGCCGCCGCGGGCGAAGUGCUAGAUCUCACCUCACGGGACAGAGAGCAGCCGUCGGAGGGCGCCACUGAGCUCCGCCAGGUCGCAGGGGAUGCGCCUGUGGAGCAGGCCAAGGCGGAAACGGCCUCGCCGGUGCACCGGGAAGAGCACGGGCGUGGGGAGAGCCAUGAGCCGGAGGAGGAGCAUGGCACUGAGGAGAGCACUGGGGACGCCGACGGCGCGGAAGAGGACGCGUCGAGCAACCAGAGCCUGGACCUGGACUUCGCCACCAAGCUCAUGGACUUCAAGCUGGCAGAGGGCGACGGCGAGGCAGGCGCCGGGGGCGCGGCCUCGCAGGAGCAGAAGCUCGCCUGCGACACCUGUGGGAAGAGCUUCAAGUUCCUGGGCACCCUGAGCCGCCACCGGAAGGCGCACGGCCGCCAGGAGCCCAAGGACGAGAAGGGAGAUGGCGCCAGCACUGCAGAGGAGGGGCCCCAGCCCGCCCCUGAACAGGAGGAGAAGCCCCCCGAGACCCCGGCAGAGGUGGUGGAGUCGGCCCCGGGUGCCGGGGAGGCCCCGGCGGAAAAGCCCGCGGAGGAGACGGAGGGCCCCUCCGACGGGGAGAGCGCGGCCGAGAAAAGGUCCUCAGAGAAGAGCGACGAUGACAAGAAACCAAAGACAGACUCCCCCAAAAGCGUGGCCAGCAAGGCAGACAAGAGGAAGAAGGUCUGCAGCGUGUGCAACAAGCGGUUCUGGUCGCUGCAGGACCUGACCCGGCACAUGCGCUCCCACACAGGGGAAAGGCCAUACAAAUGUCAGACCUGCGAGCGAACCUUCACCUUGAAGCACAGCCUGGUUCGCCACCAGCGGAUCCACCAGAAAGCCAGGCAUGCCAAACACCACGGGAAGGACAGCGACAAGGAAGAGCGGGGUGAGGAGGAUAGCGAGAACGAGUCCACCCACAGCGGCAACAAUGCCGUCUCAGAGAACGAGGCUGAGCUGGCUCCUAAUGCCAGCAACCACAUGGCCAUCACCCGGAGCCGGAAGGAGGGCUUGGCCAGUGCCACCAAGGACUGCAGCCACAGGGAGGAGAAGGUCACGGCAGGAUGGCCGUCUGAGCCUGGCCAGGGUGACCUUAACCCAGAGAGCCCGGCGGCCCUGGGGCAGGACCUGCUGGAGCCGCGCAGCAAGAGGCCUGCCCACCCAACCCUGGCCACAGCUGAUGGCGCCUCCCAGCUCGUGGGGAUGGAGUGACAGCCUCAGUCCCCCUCAGCACAGACAAAAGCCAGCAGAGCAAAGCGUCUAUACUUCAUGGGGUUUCCUCAGUGCCCUUUGGCUGUUGAGGAGUAAGAGAGAGAGAGAGUGAGAGAGACAAGCAGGAGCGUGGCUGCUCGCUCAGUGCCAUAGCCUUACCGCAGCCUGCGCGGGAGGCCACGGCCCGUGCCGAUUCCAGUGCCUUAACUACUUACCGGAUCCCUCCAUAUUAUCAUGGGUGUUGUAUUUUUCCAAAAUGACUUCUUAAACAAAACAAAUAUUAUAAUGAAUUGUCUGGAGAGGACCUCUUCAUUUGAGCAUUAGCGUUAUUUUGUAUUGGUGUGUGUGAGCUUGUUCUUGUGAAUCUGUGAUAGCACCGUUUGUUCUGUGAGCUGGAAACAGAAGGAAAAAACAUACCCUUGGGUACCCAUAGCCAAUAACUGGAAGAAAAUGAUGUGAAUUUCAUGUAAAUGACCAGAGGAAAGAUGGAUAAGAUGAUAAUUUCUUCAAUAGACAUUUUCCUUUUUUCUUUGUGCUUCAUGGUGGAGCUGUCAUCUGGUCCUUGGUAUUACAGGAUGUGGUUGAUGAAGGUUUCCAAUAUGGUUUCAAGCCAAAACCAGGAAAGAUUCUAGCGUCAGCCUCAUGUCCAUCUCCAGUCUGUCAGCAUUAGACAUGGUCACUGUUCAAGUUUCAAGACAUCCAUUCUUAAUAUAGAGAAGAGUUACUCCCCUGGCAUCUUAACCUAUGGAAAACAUGCACGGAUAGGAUAUAUUUGAUUGCCUCCUCUUCCCUUUCAGUAUAUGUAUUAUUAAUAUUAUUAUUAUUAUUAUUAUUAGUUCAUCAGUUUGCUGUUCUCUGCAGUGAGCAGAAUCAAAUGGGCAAUAUUUGUCCUGGGAGACCUGUGCCGCACCCAGGUCCCCAUGUUAACGUGUGCCUGCGGUUGUGGUUGGCACCCUCGGGUGGUAGCUCUUCUACUGUAAUGAGACAAGCCUUUCUUCUGUCACUGCAGAAUUUAGAAGGGGCCGUGAGCAGUCUUCCCAAGCAUGGUCCAGGAGCAGCUCAGAGAGGGUGGAGUGAGGAUGCAUGCAUCCAGGGAACAGGCAUCAAGAAGCCAGGGCCGUGCCUGGAGCACUGCAGAGAUGACUUUGGAGAAAGCAAAGCAGUGACCCAGUGACCAGGCACGUUACUCGUGAGCGAGGUAUUCCCAGUCUUCCUGCUAAGCCUAAUCCAAGCCUUACCCAGCUGUGCUACUGUCAUUUGCAAAGCGAGGAAAUACUACUACUGGUAAUAAAACUACACAUGCAAGAUGUCAGAUGAGAAAUAGGUUUAUAUUUACCUUCCUGCAAUGUGGGGUUGGUGCUUGAAGAUAAAUGUGCUGUUUCUAGUUUCUUAAAUAGCCCAAACCCCUGGAUGCAAAAAGGCAGGGUUAUUUUUACCCAUGAGCAUCCUAUGCAGGCAAUAGACUUCCCUCACUGUCCCCGCCUGCAGGGAGGAGAAUGUACCCCACUGCACCUGAGCUCCUGGUCCCUCAGCCAAGACCUCAGGGGUCCCCAGCCAGCCUGCUGCUGGGGACCCCUGUGCUUGCUGCAGUGUGUGGAGCCUCUUGCCUUCCCCUGGGGAGGCACCCCUGUACCCCAACUUCCUUCCCCUGGCCUUUUCUGGCCCCAGUGCUCCUCCUUUACAUAGACUUGUUCGCACAGAAACGUGCACGCCCCCUUUUCUCCGCCACUUCACCAAUUUCUGAAAUCCAACCUCCCAGACUUCACAGGAAGAUAGAUAUUCUUGAGAUAAUGAAAAGUGAUAUCUUCGCAUACGAAAGGAAAAAAGGUUGAGGUAUAUAUGAUUUUUAACUGUAUUAGGGAUGUAUGAACCAGUUUAAAAACGAGGUUUUAUUUACUGUAGAGAUGAAUGCAAAUCAGAACCAAUGAUCCCUUGGUCUACUUAGUUAAAACCAGUUCAUACAUCCCUUAGGGUUUUUUUUUAUUAUUAUUAUUACAGUUGUUAUUGUUGUUUUUGUUGUUAUUAUUAUUUGGGGUUUCUUGUGUUUUUUCUUUGCGACUCUCCACACUAAACUUGCAAUAUUGUGGGGAGAAGCUGUGACUAAACUCUACGCUGCGGUGAGAUGUAGCAGUAAUCAGCUCCCAGCGACGUGUGUAGCCGGGGCUGCCGCUCGCAAUAAUCACUAUUGAUUUAAAGCUUUACUUAGCCUUGAUCUGCACCCUCGUAGUCAAUAAGGUCUUGCCACAUUUUAUUAGUGAAGUGGAGAAACGUAUUAUUUGUUUGUUGUUUUUGCCCUUCCCCCACCCCCCAAUAUUAAACUGUGAAAUUUGUGAUUUGUUUAAACUCUGGGUGAAUCAUAGCUUAGUUUGCAUGUCCAGCUAAUUUGUUUCUAUACAUUUUGUUUGAUUCUCUUUCUCCUCUCAGGGCUUUUACAAAAAAAUAUAUAUAUAUGGAUCUUCUGAAAAGUUUUUUGAGGUGCAAGUUUUUUCUCUUGUUUUUUUUUUUCUCAUUGAUUAAUGGACAUCAUGCUGAGAUUCAAUCACUACAUGCAACACCUGGCUGUGAAAACAAAACAACCCAGAGGGCUGCGUUCCAAGCAGCGCUGGGGAAGCUACGAGACAGUCGGAUGCCAGUUUCGGGAGGAUUCACCAUACGUUCUGACCCUCUGUUCGUCUCUUUCCUCUCCUCUUUCUUCAAGAAGGAAAUUGAUCCUAGUGAUUUCAGCCCAUGCAUUAAACAGGAAACAAUAAUAAAUUUGUAGAAUUCAUAUUUUUCUAAAGGGAACUUAAAAACUGCUGCUACAUGUUAUGUACAAAACUGGUUUAUGCCACAUGAACAGAGAAUCACAAGUUUGGUUUUGGUACUUUUUGUUCCUCUUUGUAUUCAGUUGUAUAGAACUUCCAAAUUCAGAAUGAGAAGAAAGCUGUUCUGUAUCAAACCAUCUAAGCAAUAAAUGUUAUAUUUUAAAAGCGGCAGAUUGCCGGUCA